Molecule: messenger RNA, 1494 nt
Organism: Aphis gossypii (cotton aphid)
Lineage: Eukaryota; Metazoa; Arthropoda; Insecta; Hemiptera; Aphididae
Exons: 4
Coding region: 1-1494 (497 amino acids)
Source: RefSeq, a predicted model, not a curated record
AUGGUAAGUUCAAAAUCCUCAUAUUCUACCCUAACUUCUAUUAAUCUCGGAAAAGACAUCGAAUCACUCGAAUCAGAUAAUGCAGUAUGUGACCGUCUUUGUGAUGAAAAAGCGACAACUUCGUUGACUUCACCAACAACAGUAAUUGUAUCAGUUGAACCACAACAAUUUUCCGACCCAGAACAUAUAUCACACGACCCCGCUUAUUAUUUUCACGAAAAUUUAACUGAAACAAAUCGAGAAUUGUUGAUUUGUAAAGGACCUGCGUAUUUUCAAAAUAAACAUUAUGACUUUUCCGAGUCAUCUAGAACUUACAAAGAAGCAAAUGGUAAUACAUCAAUAACUAGGUAUUUCAACAAAGCAUUAUUUAUUCGUAAAUUAAAAAACAACGAAAGUGUCGAAAGAAAAUGGUUGUUGUAUUCGCCUUCGAAAAAAUCAGUAUUUUGUUUUUCAUGUUGCUUAUUUAAUUCUUCUGAUAUAAACCUAUGCUCUCCAAGUAGGUGUAAUGAUUGGAAGCACAUUAAUAGUAUAAUUUUAUCACAUGAAAAUAGCUCAGCACAUGGUCAAUCUAUGAUGACAUAUCUGGCACGAAGUAAAGUGGUUAGUAGAGUAGAUACAGAUUUAUUAUCUCAACGUAAUAAAGAAGUGAAUUACAGGAGAAAUGUACUUGAACGGAUUGUAGCUAUUAUCAAAUUUUUGGCGUCGAGAGGACUUCCAUUUCGCGGUGACAAUGAAAUCGUAGGAUCUCCCAAUAAUGGAAAUUAUUUGGGAUGUGUGGAAUUAUUAAGUGAAUUUGAUCCAUUACUUGCGAAUUACUUAAAAAUAUUUAGGAAUCCAGGAAAAGGAAAUAUUUCUUAUUUAUCUGCAAAUACCUGUAACGAGUUUAUUAACGUAAUGGGAAAACAGGUUCUAAAAGAAAUUACUGUCCCCGUUGAAAGAUUUCUGAAAUUUAUACCCAUCAAAGAACAUAAAUCUGAGUAUUUGGCAGAAACAAUAUUUAGUUUUUUACAGAAACAUGAUAUUCCAAUUAAAGAUUGUAGAGACCAAAGCUACGACAAUGCUUCAAAUAUAUCAGGAAAGUAUACAAGUGUACAAGCAAGAAUCAAGGAUAAAUGUGAAUUUUCCACCUUUGUACCAUGUGCUGGACAUUCACUAAACUUGGUAGAACAUUUAGGUUCAAAAAAAGUUAUAAAAAGUCUUUCACAAACGAGAUGGUCUGCGAGAGCUGAUGCAGUAAGCGCCCAGCAUAAAGGCCAUAAACAAAUUAUUGAAGCUUUGAUGUCUACCGCGAAGGAUUCUGAACAGCCACGAGAAACAAGAGACGAAGCAUCAAGUGAUAAAUUUGAUGACUUCGAAUCGUCAGCCAAAGCAAAAAUCCGGGAACUGACUACAAGGAUCUAUCCCAAAGAACAAAAGUUAGAAGCUCAUGCCAGAGUUUUUUUGAUGGCACUAGAUCAUCUGUCCAACUGUAUGGAAAAGAUAAAUUUAAAGUAG